Alexandromys fortis (reed vole) is the source of this 2935-nucleotide messenger RNA. RefSeq names its product C1q and TNF related 3 (gene C1qtnf3). Gene Ontology annotation, molecular function: protein binding. Lineage: Eukaryota; Metazoa; Chordata; Mammalia; Rodentia; Cricetidae. Bases 100 to 1059 code for a protein of 319 amino acids. The transcript is spliced from 6 exons. The record is from RefSeq and is a predicted model, not a curated record.
GCAGCUCUCAUCUCCAGACCUGGCAUUUGCCUGAAGCGACCACGGCACCUACAGCCCCCACCAGCUGCCCAGGAAGACUCCGUGGCUCUGUUGUGAGCCAUGCUCGGGAGGCAGAUGGUCUGGUGGCACCUGCUGGCUUUGCUUUCCCUCCCAUUUUGCCUGUGUCAAGAUGAAUACAUGGAGGUGAGCAGAAGAGCUAAUAAGGCGGUGGCCAGGAUAGUGCAGAGCCACCAGCAGACUGGCCGUAGCGGCUCCAGGAGGGAGAAAGUGAGAGAGCGGAGCCACCCUAAAACUGGGACUGUGGAUAAUAACACUUCUACAGACCUAAAACCCCUGAGACCAGAUGAGCUUCCGCACCCUGAGGUAGAGGACCUAGCCCAGAUCAACCCAUUCUGGGGCCAGUCUCCACAAACCGGAGGACUGCCCCCAGACUGCAGCAAGUGUUGUCAUGGAGAUUAUGGAUUCCGUGGUUACCAAGGUCCCCCUGGGCCUCCAGGCCCUCCUGGCAUUCCAGGAAACCAUGGAAACAAUGGAAAUAAUGGAGCCACUGGCCACGAAGGGGCUAAAGGCGAGAAAGGAGACAAAGGAGACCUGGGGCCUCGAGGGGAGCGGGGGCAGCAUGGCCCCAAAGGAGAGAAGGGCUACCCAGGAGUGCCACCAGAACUACAGAUCGCUUUCAUGGCUUCUCUAGCAACUCACUUCAGCAAUCAGAACAGUGGCAUCAUCUUCAGCAGUGUUGAGACCAACAUCGGAAACUUCUUUGAUGUUAUGACUGGUAGAUUUGGGGCUCCUGUAUCAGGUGUGUAUUUCUUCACCUUCAGCAUGAUGAAGCAUGAGGACGUAGAAGAAGUGUACGUGUACCUUAUGCACAAUGGCAAUACUGUCUUCAGCAUGUACAGCUACGAAACAAAGGGGAAGUCAGACACAUCCAGCAACCACGCAGUGCUCAAACUGGCCAAAGGGGAUGAAGUCUGGCUGAGAAUGGGCAACGGUGCCCUCCAUGGGGACCACCAGCGCUUCUCUACCUUCGCAGGCUUCCUGCUCUUUGAGACUAAGUGACAGGAAGGAUAGGAUAGCUCCACUUUGGGGGAGACUUGUAGCUGAGCUUGGAGUGUUAUGAGUGAAGGGAGUUUAAUUGGGGGAUCUAUAUGGAAUAUUUAACUGUUGUAUUGGUCACAUUGCUACUCGUUCUACUGGUAUCCCAAUAAUGCUGGAUGCUUCAGAGACUCAGAAGAAUAGACCACAAGGUAACCUUCCCAGACGACCUUGGGAGACACUCAGCAUCUUUAUCACUCUUCCCUACACGUCUGAAGGAACUGUCACCUGAUGCAGGUUGGGAAUAAGUGUUCCCCUCAAAGAAAGCAUCUACAAAGAGUUUUGGUGCUCUGUUUAAAUGUAGUAUCAGCUUUGGAGCCAAACAAGUUCUAGUUCACUGUUCUUCACAUUAAAGAGAACAGCCUGAUUACAGCAGGGCUAGGGCAAGAAUUAGAGCCUAUCUUACCAGAGCCUACCUAGAGAAAUUCUUGCAAAGUCUACACUGCGAAAUAGCAUUUGGUUUUAUGGAUUUGUGUUCUUACGCUCAUCAAUAAAUUAUAAGAAAGCUUUAGUUAUUUCAGAUAACUUUUAAAUAGUAAAAUGAUUUCCAAUGCCCACAAAUAAUUGGCUCCUUGUUAAGAACAUAAACAAACAUGCAAAUUAAUAUUGAGUUCUAAUGGUUUAGAUUUCUAGAUAUAAAAUUUUCUUAUAAUCCAGAACUGGGCUUAUCACAUCUGGCUUGCCAGAUCUCGUCUUUGCUAUGGCAUUACUUGGACCACAGUAGAGCUCGCUUGACUCUGUGCAACCAGCUGAGGUAAGAUUAAGCUGAUAUAGUGCAGAUGUUAUCACAGUUUUUAAAUUUGAGAACUAUCCCAAAAUAUUUAUAUUUUAUGUAUGCCAUGUUAUGUUGAAGGACUUAUUAACAAUUAUAUACAGGCAGACUAAGGGAUGCAAAAUAUAAGAGUAUUCCAUUUAAGAGACACAAAAUAACACAUCUCAAAUGUUUGCAAUAAAGGUAAUAUUUUCUUAAUUAUCAUACUUGACUAACAUUCACAAAACAGUAAUAUGUUACAGAUGGGGCUUAUUGUUUUUUGACUAACUUUCACCACCCCAGAAUCUAUCAGAAAAGGGUUAAAUUUGUCAUCAAAACACCUUCAUAGAAUGUGCCAUAAGUUGGCACUCACAGAUAGUACCACAUAUACAUAAAUAUACAUACAUACGUGUGUGUGUUGCUGUUUUGCACAUGCUAGGCAUGUGCUCUUCUACUGAGCUACAUCUUCAGUACCCAAGUUUGUUUCCUUGAAGCAUAGCACUUCAAAGUGUUUACCCCUGGUGUUAAAUCGUAUAUAAAAUGCACUAAUGAGAUUCUUAUAUGAAAAAUACCAUAUCAUCAAUUCUCUUUAAAGUAAUGAACCCUUAAUUUAUUUUCUACAACAAUUUAAACUUAUGCAAAGGCAUUUAAACCACAGAUUUCCUUCAAGUUAUCACCCUACAGCUAGAGACAAUGAAAGUCAAGUGAGGCUGUCCUAUUGCCUAAUUCAUUGGUGGCCAGGUUCAGUCCAACCUUUGACCCUAUACUUUUCACCCACAAACUUGUUUAACCUCUUUGUGAAUCUGCAUAUAACACUCUUUUAACGUGAAAGGCUAUUUGCCAUUAUUUGCCUUCUCAGAGAGUGUUUUUGUGAUUUAGUGUGUGGUUCUAUGCUCAGAGCAUAUGGGGUCAUAAGGUUAAGCUUUACUACGAUUAAAUACCACAAACAUCUCACAGAAGUGCAUAAGAUAUUGAGUAUCCACUACCUACUACUUCCUGUCUUGUAGGAAGAUUCUGGCAUAGUUUUAGAUGAAAUUGUAGCAAGAAAAAUUGCAUAAGCAUAUGUGGAAAUAAACACACUUUUGGUGA